AUGUUCCGGUGUAUUCCUUGUCUGAACACCAAGGGCUUCUUGGAGAACCUCACGUUCCAUGUACGCCAAAACGCUCUGUCCUCUCUUCCUUCAAGGUUUUUCAACGGUGUGAUGCCUUCCAUGGGCCUGUGGUUUCUGUAAUAUCGUCUUGGCGUGACAUCAGGUAAAGGAGGAGCCAUACGACGAGCACGGCCCACCGCAGACAGCGGCGACAAUUGAAGUGAUGAAGGAGGCGACAGAGAGGUUGAAGAAGAAGAGGAGAGAGAAGAAGAAGAAGCAGCAGAUGAUGACGGGCGAUGGUGGUGCAAAAGGAGGUCGCGUUGUGCAAGAGAGUGAGGGGGGAGAGGAAGAGGACGAAGAGUGGGUGGCGGAGGUCGACAGAGGAGUCCUCCUAACCUUAGUUUCUCUACCCCAAGGGGGUAACCGGAUCGAGAAGAUACGCUUCAGGUUCGUCUCGCCCGCCCCUUCCGCACCAACUUUCUCUACCAUUACCUUUCUUCCUUUAGAGCCCGACGUAGCUCAGACACUCACACAUACUCGUCGCGUGCACUUCACUUGGACACACAUUAUGGAGAGCGAGAGGGAGGGAGGAAGAGAGAGAGAGAGCCCAAGUACGCCAUGACGUGUGAAAACAUUGUAGAUGGUGACUGAUAGCUGUUAUACAAGUCAAGUCAUCUUUUUUUACUUGGAUUCCCCUCCACAGGAAGGACAUGUUCGACUUCUCAGAAGCCCACCGAUGGUGGAACGAAAACUGCGACAAAGUCCUGGAUCUUUACUGCGUCCAUCCUCCGUCUUCGCAGCCCGACCAAGAGGUAAACCCCCCCCCCCUCUCACGUUGAUCACAUUUGACUAAAAUUCGAAGACACAAAGAGGGUAGAAACAUCCAUGAUGAUGAUGAUGAUGAUGAUGAUGAUACAAACUAAGUAAUCCCGCUAAAAAUGUAUUAUGGGUCCUGUUCUUAGAUUCAACCGUGAUGUUUAAGAGGGAGGAACCAUGCCCAAAUAUGUAUGUUAAACUAUGUUGUAAGAAAAAAUGUGGUGCAACUUAACUUUGAAGAUUUGGGAUACGAGGGCAGAACAACUGUUAGGGAGGCAUGUCUCAGCCGUGGAACGUGUUCAUAUAUGGAAUGGGCGGGACUGCUUUAUUUUUUACUCCGACUGUUUUCACCGUUUCACAUGGUUUUCCUCGGAUUUCCUCCCUCUGCCCCGUCUGAAAUCUUCUAUAUAGAGCCCGGGCAAAUCCGCGAGGGAAGGCAGCUUCCCGUGGGCGGCGGGAAGCUACACGGAAUACCUCUCCGCCGGCUCGUCGUCGUCCUCCUCCUCGACCUCCUCCGGCGCCGCCGGGGUGGGGCCGGAGAUGCGGGUGGUGGUGCCCGGGCGGCUCGUGGAGUCGGUGGUGGAGGAUCAGCCGGGUGUGUUCCUGAUCGUCCGAUGCUCGCCGGACGGCGGCAAGGAGCUGCGGCGAGUGCUGUUCAGGUGAGCCAAAGCUCGCGCCCCUUGGAGUAUUCACCCAAGAGAGAAUCCCUGCGAGUCUAACGUGAGGAAUUUGCCCGCAGCUGCGAGAGGUUCGGCGAGGUGAAGGCGAGGGUCUGGUGGGAGGAGAACAAGAUGAGACUGCACGGGGAGUACACUCUGAAACACCUGCGCCUACAUUCAACGUUGAUUUGCGAUGGAGCUUAG
This is a messenger RNA of Spirodela intermedia, 1679 nucleotides long. The record is from the annotation of a GenBank genome assembly. NCBI's taxonomy places the organism in Eukaryota, Viridiplantae, Streptophyta, Magnoliopsida, Alismatales, Araceae.